Manihot esculenta (cassava) is the source of this 929-nucleotide messenger RNA. RefSeq lists its product as uncharacterized. NCBI's taxonomy places the organism in Eukaryota, Viridiplantae, Streptophyta, Magnoliopsida, Malpighiales, Euphorbiaceae. The transcript is spliced from 9 exons. Bases 66 to 710 code for a protein of 214 amino acids. The record is from RefSeq and is a predicted model, not a curated record.
AAAUAAAGUCGAGGAAUUAAAUAAUAAUAAUAAUAAUAAUAAUAACUCGUUAGCUACAGUCCUCAAUGUCGUCUUUCUCGCUGAAAAUCACCGGCUGCUCUGUCCUCUCGUUGCAUCGGCUGGGUUUCAACGAGCUCCCCUGCAAGUUCAUUUCUGGCGUUCCAAGGCAUUUUAAUCUCCAGAAGUUGGAGAAUUCCUCGCUGCAUCGGAGCCAUGCUCGACGAAUCUGCUCAGUUAACGGAGAAAGCAAUGCUUAUAGUUCAGAUCCUGACAUCUCCACUUCUAAUCUUCAAGGUUCAAGGGAGAAAACUGAUGAUGGUCAAGAAUCGGUAACAUCGAGCGAGAUACUAAAGAAACUGAAGAGAUAUGGAAUUUCUGGAAUAUUGUCAUACGGGCUUUUGAAUACUGCCUAUUACCUCACAACCUUUCUGUUGGUUUGGUUUUAUGUUGCCCCAGCUCCUGCAAAAAUGGGUUACUUCGCCGCUGUUGAAAGAUUUCUGAAAGUGAUGGCGAUGGUGUGGGCUGGGAGUCAAGUUACCAAGCUUGUAAGAGCUGGAGGGGCCCUUGCUCUUGCACCUUUUGUUGACAGAGGAUUGUCAUGGUUCACUGUCAAAUUUAAGUUCGAAUCUCAGGGGAAGGCUUUCAUGGCAAUUGUUGGAUUCUGUUUUGGACUAGCCUUCAUCUUAUUUUUGGUUGUGACAUUGCUUUGAGCAUGAGUUUAUUUAUUCUUUUUUUUUUUCCUUCUCAAUUAGAAUCCUCCCUUUAUGGGGUUGGGAACUUGGGGUUGGGGCGGGGGGAAGGUCACUAAUAUCCUUUUUGCUCACACCCCUGCGCCGGUAGAUACAGGAGAUGACGAACACGAGCUGUUCCAACUUUUGCCUUUACCUAUGUGAAAAUCAUCAAAUACAAGUUUAACGUGAAUUCUUUCA